AUGUGUGACGCCUUCGUAGGUACCUGGAAGAUGGUCUCCAGUGAGAACUUCGAUGAUUACAUGAAGGAAGUGGGAGUGGGCUUUGCCACCAGGAAGGUGGCCGGCAUGGCCAAGCCCAACAUGACCAUCAGCGUCAACGGGGAUGUGAUCACCAUUAAAUCGGAAAGCACCUUUAAGAACACGGAGAUCUCCUUCAAGCUGGGCCAGGAGUUUGACGAAGUCACUGCAGAUGACAGAAAGGUCAAGAGCCUCAUCACCUUGGAUGGGGGCGCCCUCGUGCAGGUGCAGAAGUGGGAUGGGAAGUCAACCACCAUCAAGAGGAAGCGAGUGGAUGACAAACUCGUGGUGGAGUGUAUCAUGAAAGGAGUCACUUCCACCAGAGUUUACGAGAGAGCGUGA
This is a messenger RNA of Pipistrellus nathusii (Nathusius's pipistrelle), 399 nucleotides long. The record is from the annotation of a GenBank genome assembly. Lineage: Eukaryota; Metazoa; Chordata; Mammalia; Chiroptera; Vespertilionidae.